Molecule: messenger RNA, 1043 nt
Organism: Aspergillus costaricaensis CBS 115574
Lineage: Eukaryota; Fungi; Ascomycota; Eurotiomycetes; Eurotiales; Aspergillaceae
Exons: 1
Coding region: 222-1043 (273 amino acids)
Source: RefSeq, a predicted model, not a curated record
CUCUCGCUCAUUAAGACAGAGACACGUAGUCUCUGCAUCGCAUUGACGUGCCUGGUGUCUCAAUCAGCCUUUAUUCACCUUGCCCCUCCAACCAUCAGACACCCGUCAAUACCGGAGACUACGAUAGUCUGCGAACAUCUACAGCAGACUGACCACCUCACUCCAACAACCACAACACGAACACAUCCUCCGAACCUAUACAAAGACCAGGACCAGAAACAAUGCUAUCAACCCUCCUCGCAGCCCUCUGUCCAUGCUCGUGCACCAGCCCGACAUCUCCCCCACCACCAAACACCGCAACCACAUCCACCCAUCACCACCACCACCCCAACAGCAUCCAGUACCAACCCCCCUUAGAACCCACCCUCACCCUCCCAGCCUACACCCCCCACCCAAACACCGAAACCCUAAACGAAAAGACCCUCGCCCUACACCUCCGCGACCCGCCCAUCUCCUCAUCCAGCUACAACAACAACAACAAUUCCUUCCCCCUCGACGAAAAACACCCCUACACUACUACAUCCACCACCACCCCACAAACAUCAGAGACGAACUCUGCAGGAAACAAUGCAACAGCAGACGACGCCUCCUCGCAAAUCUCCUUCCCUAGCACAACCCACAGCUACGGAAACACCUCCACCGCGACGAGAGAGACGCCGCCUCCGCCGUACUCGCCGACCUGGAGGGGUCACGCGGAGGGGGAGGUCGAGGGGGUGAUUUCUCCGGUGCCGUCGUUGAGUUUUUCGGGUGAUGGGGAGAGGUCCAGGUCGGUGUCGGUGUCCGGGAGGAGUAGUGGGAGUUGGGGGGAGGGGGGGAGUAGUAUUGGCGAUGGGGAUGGGGAUAGGGUGGGGAUUGUGGCGCCGAGGGGGGUGUAUAUAGCUGGUCAGAGUGGUAGAGGGGAUGCGUGGAGUGGGAGUAUUGGGGAGGAGUAUUAUGGGGUUGGGUAUGGCGUUAGGGAUGGGGAUUUGGGGAGGGUGAGUUAUGAGAGUGGUAGGAGUGGGAGGGGUGGUGGUGGUGGGAGGAGGGGGUCGUGGGGUGUAUAG